AUGGACCCUACCGAGUUGCACGAUACCACCAUGGUUGACGAGACCUCCCCGAACAACGUCGACAUGAUUGACGAUGUCGACAUUGAGACGACGCCCAAGACCGAGGAGGAGUACGCUCAGUCCAUGCUGACUCUUCGCGCCAUCGUUUCGUCCAAGGAAGCCGGCAUCAUCAUCGGCAAGUCUGGCAAGAACGUUGCUGACCUGCGUGACGAAACCGGCGUCAAGGCUGGUGUGAGCAAGGUUGUUCCUGGUGUUCACGACCGCGUCUUGACCGUCACUGGUCCUCUGAACGGCACUGCCAGAGCCUAUGCUUUGGUUGCCAAGGGUUUGCUCGAGGGCGCCCCUCAGAUGGGCAUGGGUGGCAUUGUGUCCAACAAUGGAACUCACCCCGUUCGGCUUUUGAUCUCUCACAACCAGAUGGGUACCAUCAUCGGACGCCAAGGUCUCAAGAUCAAGCACAUCCAGGAUGCGUCGGGCGUGCGCAUGGUCGCGCAGAAGGAAAUGCUCCCCCAGUCGACCGAGCGUAUCGUCGAAGUGCAGGGCACCCCCGAGGGUAUCGAGAAGGCCGUCUGGGAGAUCGGAAAGUGCCUGAUUGACGACUGGCAGCGCGGUACCGGUACUAUCCUGUACAACCCCGCCGUCCGUGCGUCUGUUGGAACUACCCCUAGCACCAGCACCAUGAACCAGAGCGUCGGCAAUGGCUACAACAGCCGUCCUUACAACCGCACCGGUAACGGUGCCGACUUCAGCGACCAGUCCGGUGGCUACGGCAGGCGAUCCAACCCCGACACCAGCAACCGUGGUUACCCGCUUGUCACCGAAGAUGGCGAGGAAAUCCAAACACAGAACAUCAGCAUCCCCGCUGACAUGGUUGGCUGCAUCAUUGGCAGAGGUGGUAGCAAGAUCACCGAGAUCCGCAGGAGCUCUGGAGCCCGGAUCUCCAUCGCCAAGGCUCCCCAUGACGAGACGGGCGAACGCAUGUUCACCAUCAUGGGUAGCGCUCAGGCGAACGAGAAGGCUCUUUACCUUCUGUACGAGAACCUCGAGGCUGAGAAGACCCGCCGCAGCCAGCUUCAGGAGUAA
Molecule: messenger RNA, 1083 nt
Organism: Aspergillus neoniger CBS 115656
Lineage: Eukaryota; Fungi; Ascomycota; Eurotiomycetes; Eurotiales; Aspergillaceae
Product: KH domain-containing protein
Exons: 2
Coding region: 1-1083 (360 amino acids)
Biological process (GO): 3'-UTR-mediated mRNA stabilization
Cellular component (GO): nucleus; cytoplasm
Molecular function (GO): mRNA 3'-UTR AU-rich region binding
Source: RefSeq, a predicted model, not a curated record